Neltuma alba is the source of this 521-nucleotide messenger RNA. Its product is annotated as repetitive proline-rich cell wall protein 2. Gene Ontology annotation, molecular function: structural constituent of cell wall. The annotation marks the transcript as partial. The transcript has a single exon. Gene Ontology annotation, cellular component: extracellular region. Lineage: Eukaryota; Viridiplantae; Streptophyta; Magnoliopsida; Fabales; Fabaceae. The record is from RefSeq and is a predicted model, not a curated record.
AAACCUCCUGUUUACAAACCACCCGUCGAGAAGCCUCCUGUUUACAAGCCUCCCGUCGAGAAGCCACCUGUUUACAAGCCUCCGGUGGAGAAGCCACCCGUUUACAAGCCACCUGUUGAGAAGCCACCCGUUUACAAGCCUCCGGUGGAGAAGCCACCCGUUUACAAGCCUCCGGUGGAGAAGCCACCCGUUUACAAGCCACCUGUUGAGAAGCCACCCGUUUAUAAGCCCCCUGUGGAGAAGCCACCGAGCUAUCAACCACCACCUUAUGGUCACUAUCCUCCAUCUACAACCAAAAACUGAGUAUCCCAUGAUUUUUAGCCUAUCUUGUUACUCAUAAAAUAAAAGCAUGUUUUCUCUCAGUUUGUCACCAAUUGUUGUUUAGUAUUUUAUCUUUUUCGUAAUACCUCUGGCUUUGCGGUGUGUAUCGUGCAUGGCUAUUAUGGCUACAGACGAAUUGUAGUCUCCCAAAUGAAAUAUUGAUUAUUUAUAAUAAAGUUGUCUGAUUUGGCCUGGUCUCC